This is a messenger RNA of Rana temporaria (common frog), 2787 nucleotides long. RefSeq names its product ATR interacting protein (gene ATRIP). The transcript has 14 exons. Gene Ontology annotation, biological process: DNA repair; DNA damage checkpoint signaling. Lineage: Eukaryota; Metazoa; Chordata; Amphibia; Anura; Ranidae. The coding region runs from base 163 to 2586 and encodes 807 amino acids. The record is from RefSeq and is a predicted model, not a curated record.
CCAGGAAGAGGGUACGUGCACGAGCUCGCUCAUGAUUGGCUGCUUGUGCCCCCUCGGAGUGCUGGUAACCAGGAAGCCGCCAAGACAUGAGUACAGCCGGGGAGAGGAAGGUGUCGGGCUUCGGGGCUCUGUGAGGCAGCCAGGGUAUCUGGCUUGCAAGCUAUGUCAACAAACCCUCUGUUUGCUACCAAAAAAAGGGACAUUUCAAUGCUUUAUGGUACAAGUUGUGUUAAUGCUAACUCCUCCGCUGAACCAGUACGAGUCUACCCUCCAUGCAAUGGUCAGAUCAGCUGCCCUCCUUCAAAACGCCUACGGUCAGCAAAUGCUUCCAAAGGCAAAGCUAUGGAUGAGGUUUUUGGUGACAAUGAAGACUUUACAGCUGAUGAUUUGGAAGAAAUAGAUAUUUUGGCCUCUCAGGCCUUCACACAGGACAGCAGUUCAGUAAAUCUCCAUUUUAAUCGAAAUCAAGGCAAAGUGCUGUCAGAUAACCAACAGUCAACAUCUACUUUUCCUCCGAUACACAGACCAACACCCCACAGACCAGAAAGAGUUGUUACAAAUCACCGUGAUAAUAAUGCCUUUGGUCUGGAGGUUUUGCAGUCUCCGCUUGAAGAUUUUAACCAAAAGCUCACUGCUCUUCAAGAUGAUCUAUUGGUCAAGAAUGGUGAAAUUAAAGUCUUGAGAGAUGCACUUCAUCAAACAGAGUACAGCCUGGAACAGCAGAAAACUGCACAUGUACAACUGGAAAAUGAGAGGACUCGGCUACAAAGUGAGAAGGAAAAGGAAUUUCUUAAAAAAGUUCAGUCACUGCAGUCAGAAUUGCAGUUUAAAGAUGCAGAAAUGAAUGAACUGAAGUCAAAGUUACAGAGCUGUGAGCGAAGGACUGCUUUGCCCCAAGUUAGCCCCAAGAAAAGUCCUUCCAGAGCAACAAAGGUUGAUUCUUGUUCCUCGCCACAACGAGGAAAAAAUAGCUUUCCUACAAAAGAAUCAUUUAGAGCAAACACUAGUGUCAGAACAUCUGUGCCAGCGCCUCCCCAGCCUACUUCUUUCCCAGGUGUUAAAACAGAGAUUGAAGUGUCCUAUGCAACAAUUAAGCAAGCAAAAGUAUUUUCCAGGUCUUGCGGUAUGCAGAGGAUGAACACUCAAGGUUCAAUUUUACUAAAUAGUUUGAUGCAACAGUCACAUCCUGAAGGUCCAUUUGGUUUGUACCAUCUCCUUAGUGGUAACUUAGAUGUUCUCCAAGGAUCACCUGUGCGUAGAGGCCAUACAAGCAACACCUCGGGAAAAUCUAUUUCCGGUACGCUGUCCUCCACUCAGUGUCUUGCUUUAAAAGAUGCACAGAAAUUGGCCAUCACUGGACUAAACUCCAUUGCACUGGGUGAUGACUUGACAGAGCAGAAUAUGGUUACAAAAACCCAAAGGGGGAUGCAGAAUCUCAAUAAAAUGUCCCGAAUUCCAGGAGCUGUGCUCAUACUGCCUCUAGUGGAGUUUCAUAUUGCUGCUUACUGUCUAGCUUUGAAGCCGCUAGAGAAAUGCGGCGCAAGUUCAUCUGAUAAUCAAUCUUUGUCAUCCUCCAGCACGGACCGUAACAUCAUUUCCAGUGUUGAGGAGGCAAUAUCUUGUCUCAGUGAACCUGCUCUGGCCUCCCUUGGAAUCCUUUAUUACCUGGUAUUUUACAGUCUAGAUGUAGUAGAAACUUUACUGCUGACCAAUGAGGAGAAACGGACACAAAUAUCUUUCAAUCCAGAAGCUCAGCUGGAACUUUGCUCUUUAAGAAAUGAAAGGCUGGACAGUGAUGAGCAAAAUUGGCAUCCUUUAUUUAAAAAUAUUAUGUUCCUCUUGUCUUCCUCUAUUUUGACAUCUAAGAGAGAUCUGGUCCGGGAACAAGCUCUCCGAGUUCUGGUGAAAUUGGCAGAAAAUUCUCCUGAAGAAAUGUUGUCCAGAUUUGAGGAUUUGUUCACCUCUUCUGUGUUGCUUCAGUGCCUAUCUGCAGGUUCUCCCCUUCCUAUUGCCCUUAAUGCUGUCAGACUGCUGGCUCUUCUUGCAGACCACAAAAAGCUGGUCAGUCUCUUCUGUUCUUGUUCAGAAAGUUGUAUCCUUCUUGCUCUGUACAUGUACAUCACUUUAAAACCAGACAAACAGGCAUCUGAAUCACUGUGGGUACAGUUUGAGUAUGAGGUGAUCAGGGUGCAAAACAAACUGAUUACUCAAGGCUGGAAUUAUUCUUCCUCUGAGUCAGGAGUUCAGUGUCAGUGUAAUAGAGAGGUUGUAAAGGCAUUGGUUCUCACCCUACACCAGGAGUGGCUCUGUGUGCGGCGUCUAAUUUUACUCACUCCCACACCAUCCUUAAACAAAUCUGUGCAACUUCUAAGAGAGACGGCAAUGCUGCUAUACAGUUUCUUCCAAAAGGAUAAAAACUUCAGUGAGAACUGUCUGGAGGUCCUCCACCCGUAUGAUCAAGCUGUGCGAGGAGUCCGAGCCAUUUUAAGAAAAUAUAAUAUUUUGAAGGAGAAUGAAGAGUUUGCCCUGGACGAAUUGUGCCCUCCUGAUGUUGAAGCAGAGGAUGAAAACAUGGACUGCACCUGAUACAAAAUAAAUUGCUCAACUGCACAACCAAUUUUUUAGUGUCAACAUAGCAUAUUUUAAGUAUUUCACAAUAAGAUUAUUAACCUGAUCUUAAAGAUUGUAGAGAGUGCCUUAAAUGUAUUUUUUCAUAAUGGCACACAUUAAAUACUGUAACUUUUAAAAAUUAAACCUAAUAUUUAAAUACAAACAUGUUCUCCAUCA